AUGGAAACGGAAACCGAGGACGACAACCGCCAACGUGCCAGCGGUCGAGCAGCGUUCAAGAACAGCGUCUGGUUCACGCGAGCCUGGACACUGCAAGAACUGCUGGCGCCGAAGACUGUACUGUUCUUUAGUAAGACGUACACGCUACUAGGCACACGAGAAAACUUCGAUAACUUGGUCCACGAGGCUACCUCGAUACCCGUCUACUUCCUUGGCAUGAACCUCGAGGGCGUUUUCGAUGCCAGCGUCGCAGAACGCAUGAGGUGGGCAUCUCGGCGGGAGGCGAGUCGAGAGGAGGACCUCAGUUACAGCAUCCUCGGAUUGUUCGGCGUGAACAUACCACUCCUCUACGGCGAAGGCGGGAAAGCGUUCCUCCGCCUUCAGGAAGAGAUCGUUAAGACCUCAUGGGACGAGACGCUGUUUGCUUGGAAUGGCAGGUCUGAUGAUUGCAUGCAACACAUGCUCGCGGGCGGCCUCAUCGCCUCCCAUCCCAGGCAUUUCGAAGGGGCGACCAUCCUCGGACUCAAAUUUCCCAUCCCACGACAGCACUACGAAAUCACCAACCGCGGUGUCAGGAUGUCUAUCCCCCUUUCGCGGGGUCAAUUCGACAGGGUUCUCGCUGAGGGCAUGCCACGUCGACGUGGACUCACCUUCUCUCGGCAUCGUGGUCGUGGUAUUCCGCAGGGCGUCCUCUACGCUUCCUAG
Messenger RNA from Saxophila tyrrhenica, 705 nucleotides. RefSeq lists its product as uncharacterized. The coding region runs from base 1 to 705 and encodes 234 amino acids. The record is from RefSeq and is a predicted model, not a curated record. The transcript has 2 exons. NCBI's taxonomy places the organism in Eukaryota, Fungi, Ascomycota, Dothideomycetes, Mycosphaerellales, Extremaceae.